UUCAGUAGAUUUUUUUUUGAGCCUUUAAACAUAAUAUGAGGCAGUAUAGUCUCUGGAAGAUCUGGAAGAUCAAGCCCCAAUGCUUAUAUACCAGCUGUGUGUCACUGAUAAAUCAUUUGAUCUCUCAGACAACUGCCUAAGGUUAUGGAUAAUAAUCAAGUAUUGAUCUGCAUUGGUAGAGGAAGUUUCCUAUAUGAACCAGAUCACAAGUAAGAACUUAAAAACACAAGAUAUUACCUUAGAUCCUCCAAAGGCUAUCAAAAUGAGAAGAGUUUAGGGUAGGAAGGAACUAAAUCAUAUGGUUAAUUUCUGCACUUCUCCAUGACUGCAAAUUAUUGCUUAGCAUUUUGGAAUGAGCUAUGCUAAUCUUUUGUCUUUUUCUUUCUUUCUUUUUUUCUCUUUGUCUCUCUCUCUCUCUCUUUAUUUCUUUCUUUUUUUUUAAAAGCAGAUUUCCCAUGUCCUGUCCAUUUAGAGUCUUUCCUAACCCUUGUAGAUUACAGCUGCUCAGGAAACCUGCCAUUGAUUACUUGUUAAAAAAUUCUAGUCCAGAGGGGACUUGAUAGGAAAAGUCCUUUUUAAUACCAGAAGAUUGUUUUCUGAUUUGAUUGUUGGCAAUCUGAUCCUUAUGUGUGAUAUGCUGGAAACCAAUAGGAGAGAACUGAAUGUCCCGCCUAUAUAGCUUUUUGCAUGAGUAUUUCUCAUCUAGCUAGGUCACAUUAUGGAUGUGUGCUCAAAUUCUGCUAAGCAUCCUGUGUUGCUUAAAGAAUCAAAAACAGAAAAUAAGGACAAAUCUCAAGUCAAAUUUCAAGAAAAUGAAUUCAUUCCUAAAUUACAGGAGAAUGAUGUUUAUUCCCAAGCUAAAGGAGAAUGCUCUGACACUAGAAAAGAUUUCAAUGACACAGGAUCCUCUUCUCUUCCUAAUAUUCAGAAAUUUCUUCCUAUAAAUUAUAACAGUUAUACUAAGGAACAUUAUUCAUAUGCAGGCAAGAAUAUUAUUAUUCAAGAAUCAAUAGAGAACUAUGGAGCUGUAGUAUGGCCAGGUGCUGUAGCUUUGUGUCAAUAUUUGGAGCAACACAGUGAAGAACUCAAACUUCAAGGUGCUGCAGUCAUUGAAAUUGGGGCUGGACCAGGCCUUGUGUCAAUUGUGGCUAGUUUAUUAGGAGCACAUGUGACAGCAACUGAUCUUCCUGAUGUCCUAGGAAAUCUCCAAUACAACAUUUUUGAAAAUACACAUAACUGUAGAGUACACCAACCUGAAGUGAGAGAACUGGUGUGGGGGGAAGAUCUUGAACUGAAUUUUCCUAAGUCAUCUCACUAUUACGAUUUCAUUUUAGCUACGGAUGUAGUGUACCAUCAUUACUUUCUGGAUAAAUUGUUGACCACAAUGAUACAUUUAUGUCAGCCAGGGACAGUAUUGCUCUGGGCAAACAAAUUCAGAUUCAGUACAGAUUAUGAAUUUUUAGAAAAAUUCAAGGAAAUUUUCAAUACAACACUACUUGCUGAAUUUCCAGAAUCUACAGUCAAGCUUUUUAAAGCAACACUAAAAUGGGACUAAAAGAGGGAAAAAUGUAUCAUAUUAGCAUGCCUUUUGAAGGAAAAGCUGAUAUUGUAUUUUAGGCAAAAUGGAGAACUUAAAUUUACAUGAGAACUCAAGUUAAGAUGAAUUUAAGCUUUGGAGACAUACUUAAGUCCAGAAACCAAUGUUAUGCCAAAUUUUAUACGUAUAUAUGUCUCUGUAUAAAUACACAUCUAUAUAGACACACCUCAGAUUUUACAGUAAUCAUAUUACAUAAUUUGAAAUAGUAAUGUUUAUUUUAUAAUUCACAUUACAAGUACAAACUCGCCUUAUUGAACUUACUCCCAUAUAUUAGAAACAAAUGCCCCCAAAUUAACUGAAUCACAAUUAACAUAUUUUUAAAAACUAUCUAUCUAAGAAAUGAAAUACCAAGCAAAUAUAUAACAAACAUCAGUUUAAUAUAAAACUGAAUUCUUUAUAAGUUUAGCCAGAGUAUGGUCAUAUCCUUUUGAAAGCACAAAUCCAAAGCUCUAAAAUCUGCAACUUUACACUAAAUUUGUAAUAUAAUGGACACAUACAUAUGUGUUAAAUGAUGCAUUUACUCAAUAACCUAAAUUUAAGACAAUUCUGAGUAAUUAUUAAGAUUAAUGCAAAACUCUUAGAGCAAUGAAGGAUAUAGGGAGAUAAAGAUAGCUGCUAGGGACAAUUAUACUUUUAAUUAUGCUGUAACACCAGCUUUUAGUAAAUUAGUACACUUUUGUGUACACAAGAGUGUUACUUCUACUAGAGGUACACUAAAAGUUUGGUACUGCAACAUGUUUUGAAAACAUUAGCUUGGAACAGUCCUUUCAUUAUUCACCAUGCUGUAUUUAGCUUGGUCAGUUCUACUACACGAAUGGUUUCUUUUAGAUUGUCAACAUAGUCAAUGACACUAAACCAGAUUUGCUCAUUUUACUUAGUAUCUAUCCAGGUUUUAGUGUGAAGCUUCAAUUUCCUUUAACAUUGGCAGUUGCAAAGAGAAGAUUUAGAGGAAAAAAUAAUUAUAGGUUUAAUUUAUGCCGAAGCAAUGCCAAAAUAAAUAUGAAAGUGGACAUUAUACAAGAAAUCCAGAGAAAGUUUGCCUAAAAGUUUUGGGUUAGAAAGGCAGCAGCCCAUGUACUAUUCAGUGCUCUUGUGUAGACAAUGCUCACAGAAGAAAAUAAAAUACAGUGAUCCAUAUACUUAUUGUUUGGGACAUUUAGUUAUAUAUAAUCCAUUUUUAAUUCAGCUGCCUUCUACUACAUGAUUUCACUACAAACGUUUUUGGCAAGUGCUCAUUGCAGAUGCCGAAUUGGUUUGCAUUUUGUUGAAAAGAAAAGUAGUACCUAUACUUGGUUGGAUAUAACUAACCAUAAGCUAUUAGAUGUUGAAUUAUAUUGCUACUUUUCCCUUGUUAAAAUAAGAAGAGUGAAGAGUAUUUACUAAAAAAGAGGGGAAAGAUUGAUGAGAACCAAACAGCUACUAUUCAUAGGAAUUCAUCAGGAACUUUUACCCCAUGAACGCAAGAAUUCCUUUAUUGGAAUAUAGGAAACACCACGUACAAACAUUGUACUUUAGGCCAUUCCGUAUCACAAAUGAAUAUUGUUUUUGGAGCCUUUCACCCAUGAAUGGAUACAAAUACUUUAUUGGAAGAGAAUAAUAACUACAGAUGAUAUGCAAAACUGUGUAUACAUUAGGUCAAGUUGGAAGAUGCAGUAAGAUGUCACCCUUUGUCUUUAAGGAGACUAAUGUAGCAGGGAUGAUGAGCCAAGUAUACAAGCAAAUGUAAUAACAAAUAGAAUAUAUAAUAGGCACAUAAUGUCAUGUAGUUUCUAGGAUAUUUUUUUUGUGAAGAGAUCUGAUUCAGUUACAUGAAGUUUUUGACACUAAUAGCUAUUACUCAGUUCUCUUCAUUAAAAAAAAAAGUUACAAAGUUCAAGUGAAUAAAAGAAAGUUGUACAAUAAUAUUACUUAAAUUGCAGGGUAAAGUUAUAAGCAGCUUAAAACCCAAACCUUCCAGGUUUGAGAAUAAUUGUGUUACCAUCAAAAAAAAUUCUUUAGAUAGGACUUGAAACUAUUGCAUCUUGAUUAAUUUUUACUAUAUUUUAAUACUGACAUAAUAUUUUUAUACCUAUAUACCAAUGGAAAACCACUAUGAUGUAAAAAAUUACAUCAUAGUCUAUUUUUGAGGAAGGUAAUUCUUCUAUGAAAUAAAAUUGGUCUUGGCUGAUUGACUUUUAAGUAUUUAUUCAAUCACAAAUAAAGUAUUCCAGAUUACUUAAUUCACUUCAAACAUUAGGCACUUACUGUUUGCAAUGCAUUGCAUUUGUUUCUGGGGAGGCAAAGAGGAACACCUUUAAUCCCAGUUUAUCAAACCAAAUGGUGCCAGGAAAAGGCUCUCCUUUCCUGAUGGCAUGACCUACAGCUUAAUGUAGUUUUUAGAGUACCACCAUACUACAGAAAUCAGCACACUUCUACCCUAUGUUUGAUGAUAAUGGUAAUGUUGCAUUUACUCAAAAUUGUGCUUUUUGGUAUUUUUGGAAAUUCAAAAAUCGUGUAUUUUCCCUACUCCCAAGUUUGAAAAAUAAAAUUAUUUUGUAACCUUCA
Messenger RNA from Antechinus flavipes (yellow-footed antechinus), 4141 nucleotides. RefSeq names its product methyltransferase 21C, AARS1 lysine (gene METTL21C). Gene Ontology annotation, biological process: peptidyl-lysine methylation. The coding region runs from base 719 to 1555 and encodes 278 amino acids. Gene Ontology annotation, molecular function: protein-lysine N-methyltransferase activity. Lineage: Eukaryota; Metazoa; Chordata; Mammalia; Dasyuromorphia; Dasyuridae. The transcript is spliced from 5 exons. The record is from RefSeq and is a predicted model, not a curated record. Gene Ontology annotation, cellular component: cytoplasm; cytosol.